AUGUAUUUUCCGUCGAAACAGGCAGCGAGUACAAGCCCGGCGGCAACCCUGACGCCAAGAUCCUCUCCUUCGAAGGUUAGUACCCCCUUCGUCUUACGCCCGCCCUGCGGAAACAAGUCUUCUGUCUCGUGUCUUCGAACGGGAGAUUCCAUUAGCUAUCCAUUGAGCUCUUGGCACAUUCAAUUUCGUGUGCAAUCGUCAUACGGGAGAUAUCGGAAACGCGGAUUGCGGAUCCUCCGCGUCGAAGUCACAACGACCCUACCUUGCUUGCUUGGGCAAGGCUACCAGGAUCGAAAAAAAGAUAAACUGACCUGGAAACUUUUUUCUGUUGCAGAGAUCAAGACUGAGGAGGAUCUGAUUCCCCCCGGUGCCAAGCCCGGAACCGUUCCCACCGACUACAUCCAGGCCACCGGUCUCGAGCGUCUCGAGCUUAUCGGAAAGAUGCAGGGCAUCGACAUCUUCGACAUGCGUCCUCUGGAUGCCUCGCGCAAAGGUACGUGA
Penicillium chermesinum is the source of this 501-nucleotide messenger RNA. Its product is annotated as Cytochrome c oxidase subunit 4. The transcript has a single exon. The coding region runs from base 1 to 501 and encodes 166 amino acids. Gene Ontology annotation, cellular component: mitochondrial envelope. The record is from RefSeq and is a predicted model, not a curated record. Gene Ontology annotation, biological process: mitochondrial electron transport, cytochrome c to oxygen. Lineage: Eukaryota; Fungi; Ascomycota; Eurotiomycetes; Eurotiales; Aspergillaceae.